AUGGACUUGAAGAGCACCAUGGUCGACUCUCAGGGUGGCGAAGCUGUCAAUCAAGAGCAGUCUCCGACUAGACUGAUCCGAAGCGCGUCCGUCACAGACCUACCGGCUUAUUUUGGAAUCUCCAAGGACACCAGAGCGCGUGCUGAGGUCGAAGUUCGCCAAUCUCACCCAAGCCCAAGCACGCCUCCAGAGUCUCGCUUGCAGGUGGACCCCUGCUCGACACCCGUUACAGCGAUCUGCCUUCCAGCGCCCAAUCACGCCCACGCCCGUGCGUCUCCAGCCAACAGCACAACGCCAACACGGUCGAGCAGAGUUGGACGGCCUCCUUCCCAGCUGCAAACUCAACGUCAACGAAGCACGUCCGCCAACUCGUCCGCCCCGCCCUCUCACUCACGUCCGACAUCGAACCCGGUAGCGCUGCGAUACGCUCUAGCCUCGUCUCCGACCUAUCCAAGCCGUCUUCGCCUUCGCUCCGUACCUACCGCCGUCACCCUUGCCCAAGCUAAGCGCCAGCCGAGCAAAUCUCCUUGUCCAAGCGGGCACCGACGCCAAUUCCUCAACGUCGAACCGGAACCUUUGCACCACAGGAGUGGCCCGAACCCCCAGAUUUACGUAGCGCAUGCGAAAGCCUUCGCAACCAUGAACGGCAUGAAUGGAGGCGCCGUGCCCACCGGCAUGGUCAGCAUGCCGACUCCCGCCGGCCACCAGUCUGAGCUCAACUACAUUUACGGCCUUGUCGAGGAACUCAGCAAGCAACUCGCCGAUAAUAGGCGGCAGACUGAAGAGAUUGUGCUCAAUGUCGGCCGCAUUCGAAACCGAGCGCGCAACCAGGCCCUGAGCAAUGAAGAGAUUAUCAGUGCCGCGUCCGAGGAGGUCAAUGGCCAGGAAAAAAACAUGGAUACCAUGGUCUCGAUUCUCACCGAGGCUCUUGAGAAGGCCAAGUACAGCCGUGACGCCAAUGCUGCUCUCCUAAACGACUACGCCCGCGCUAUGGACACCAUGGUCCGCCAGCUUCACGACUACAAAGCCAACCAAGUCGUCGAGAUCGCCCGCUGGCACCGGUCAUACCGCGACCAGCUCGCCGAGGAGCGCGAGGAGAAUGCUCGCCUGCGGGAGCAAAUCUGGGAUAUGAACCGUCGGGCUGCCCUCGCUAAUGAGAUGUUGCGCGAGUUCAGAAACAACUACGAGAAGAGCGAGGAGCGAUGGGCACGCCGAGUAGACCACACUGCCACGCGACAGGAAAUACGCUUCUGGAAACGCAUGGCAAUGCCCGAAAUUCCCGCCGAUGACCCCUACUGGAGCGACGACGACGAUCUCAUCGACAUUAAAGAGAAGAUCCGCCAACGAGAAAGGGAGCAGCAAAACAGGGCGCAUCAGGAGCAGAUGGCUGCCCAAGAACAGGAACUGCCCGAGGGCUCUGAACUACUGCCCGAUAUGCCCCAGAAUCAAUUUGGAGGAGUUGCAAUGCAGCGAGAUGAAUCGUCCCUUCCUCCCCGUCCAGACAGCGCUGCGAGCACUGGAUCCUCGGGCCAGUAA
Molecule: messenger RNA, 1536 nt
Organism: Parascedosporium putredinis
Lineage: Eukaryota; Fungi; Ascomycota; Sordariomycetes; Microascales; Microascaceae
Source: the annotation of a GenBank genome assembly